CAUUCGUUUCCAAUUGGCGACCACCAUCUCGUAUGCCCUACUCCCUGCCCACUCCUACCCAAGGACGCCCUACUCACCGUCGUUCGUAUACUCAUUCUUCAGGCGCCUUUACCUCCCUUGGCUCGCUGCCACGGAUUACACACAACACCAGACCUGUCUUUCACUUUCAGAAUGACUGUUCUUCCGAUGACGACCUCAGCCCCACCCCAGACACCAAAUCAUUGCGGGUCGAUACGAAAUUAGCCACCGUACCCUUCCCACGAAGUCCUAGCCCAGAGUUACCGGGUAGGUCAUCCCCCCCGCAGCGAACCAACUCGACCCCCGUGCUGCUCUCCAAUGGCCGGCCCCUCAAAUCUUCGCUCAAGGGGUCCCCGCGCUCGUCCUCUGUCCCCGAUAUGCCCUCCUUAUCUAUCCAGCAUGCCCGGGCCCGCUCUGCCCCAUCUACGCCUUCUCACGAAUCUCAUGCCCCCAAAAACGUCCAUUUUCCUACCCACCAGCUCGAAACAGUACGUCUCUUCAGUCGUUCCGCCAAACCCGCUUCGCUGCUUCGAGCCGCUCCGGCGUCGGAUGCGGAGACCGAAACUGAGACAGAGGUCGAAGUCGGCUCCUCUCGCUAUUCAGACGCUCCACGGUUCCCAUUUCCAUUGGUUCACCCCUCGUACUGCCUGUCUCCAUUCACCGACCCCGUACCAAACCCUGCAGCACCCAUACUAGGUUCUAAUCUCAUACUCGAGUCCUUGACUCUUCCCCAAUCAACCCUGGCGCUCAAGGGAUCCGUGCUCGUUCGCAAUAUAUCAUACGAGAAGCAGGUUUUCGUCAGGUUCACGCUUGACGAUUGGCAGACGACGUCCGAAGUCGCAGCUCGGUAUCAAACGUCGUUGCCUUCGUUACCUAUUCUGCCCACGAAAUCUCUCACCAUAGGUGAUGUCGCUGCAAGUGUCGGUAGGGGAGCAUCUGGAGCUUGGGAUCGUUUUGAAUAUACAAUCAAAUUGGAAGACUACGCCUCCACCCUUAUCGACCGGACCGUCUAUCUCGUCGUACGAUAUUCCGCAGGUGGAGGUGAAUGGUGGGACAAUAACGCUGGGCAAAACUACCGUGUGGCCUUUAUUCGGAGUCCCAACCAGCCAUCACCUUCAACGGUUGAGAAAACCAAUGCAUCGGUAGCUCCGAUAACCGUUCCGUCCGAGAGCUCCGUUCCAUUUCCAACCAUUGGUCCAUCCUCACCGACAAGCCCACCGACUUCUUCGACACCCACCCUAUCACCGUCUUUACCAACCACCCCAGUCCCUCCUCCUCCCCAUAAUCGCGCAAGAUCAGAGGCGACGCUCCAACAUCGCCUGAAAGGCUUCAAGCUUGCCAACUAUGCCAAGCCCAACGCUGUCCCUCACCAACAGAGUCCUCCUACUGAAGAGAAAGCCGAAGGCGCGGGCGUGUUCUGGUUUUGGGGCUCUCGCAAGUCGCACAUGGACACGGGCUCCCCAGUGCAUUCUGACGGGGAUGGAGACGAGACGCCUGCUCUAUCAAGAGGCAGCAACUCUCCAUUAGACUCACCUAUCGAGGAGCGGGCGGGUGCAUUGGAGGAAGUGCCUGUGUACGUAGAGCCUGCGAGUCUUCCCGUUCCCUUCUCGAUGCUCAAUUCAGACGCUAUCGAGCCUAAGCGCAGGUCGCCAUCGCCACCACUGUCUCCUGAACGAGUUCAUCCUCCGUCACCCCCUCCUUCGACCCCAACCCCCACCCCCACGCCCCCAUUAAGGACGGGGAAAAAAUCACCGAGCCCUCCUCCCUCGUCAGAGGAUCUAUACAAGGCUUUUGUGAAGCAGUGGUGCUUCGUUGGUGGUGUAGGAGGAGCAGGAGGAGCAGGAGAAGAAACGAUGAUAGGCGCUUAGACGCCCUCCCACACGCCAUUAUACGACCGCUCGCCAUACGACGGCUCUCAUAUUCUCAAUAUCUUUAUUCAUCUUUCCCACUCACGCUGGUUUGUACUAACAAUCAACCCAUAUUAGACAUUUUGUAACAUUAACAGCAGCAACACAAUGCAGAUGGACGUUCUUGCGUUUUGCAUUUUUUUUUCUUCGUCUUCUCAUAUGUGUACUACUACAACUAUUAGUUACAUACCAUCCACGAAAAAAGCAUGUAUAUAGUAUGGACGCUACUAUACGUGCACUGCCUCGCAUAUUAUCAUUACCUACUUUGGCUUUCAAUACAUAG
Molecule: messenger RNA, 2208 nt
Organism: Guyanagaster necrorhizus
Lineage: Eukaryota; Fungi; Basidiomycota; Agaricomycetes; Agaricales; Physalacriaceae
Exons: 2
Coding region: 33-1886 (617 amino acids)
Biological process (GO): regulation of glycogen biosynthetic process
Cellular component (GO): protein phosphatase type 1 complex
Molecular function (GO): glycogen binding; protein phosphatase 1 binding
Source: RefSeq, a predicted model, not a curated record